Molecule: messenger RNA, 1453 nt
Organism: Patiria miniata (bat star)
Lineage: Eukaryota; Metazoa; Echinodermata; Asteroidea; Valvatida; Asterinidae
Product: ganglioside GM2 activator-like
Exons: 4
Coding region: 285-797 (170 amino acids)
Biological process (GO): ganglioside catabolic process; lipid transport
Cellular component (GO): cytoplasmic side of plasma membrane
Molecular function (GO): enzyme activator activity; lipid carrier activity
Source: RefSeq, a predicted model, not a curated record
AAAAAAAAGCAAGCUGCGAUUGCAAGCACAGAUUUUGGCCUUGAGCCAACAAACACAGAGUCGAAUGUCAAGAACCAGGAUGAACUGGUGUAUGGCAGGAGAACACCAGGAUGUGCAGGUAUAAGCAUCCGGGUAUCUGCAUCAAUAAAAAUGUGCAUAAAUACCCCAUACUCUGCGAAUUAAGUUUCAUUCGUUGCGUUGGAGUUAGCCUUCACCCGCAGCCUUCACUCUUUUGGCGCGUUCUGAAGUCAUCCAAGCAGUGUCCGUAAACAGCGAACUUCGAAAUGAAUUUUUCCAUCUACAUCAGUAUGCUGUGUUUGAUUGCUGCGGCUCUUGUGCACGAGAAAACGAGUGCGCUCACCAUAGCUAGCUACGCUCGGUCUACUGACUGCGGCGGCAGUUCGGCCACAGUCAGGGGGACGUUCAGCGUGGACCCGGUCGGCUCGAACAGCGUCUCAUUGUCUGCCAGCGGCAUACAUGUCGACGAGGACCUGGAUUACCCCCUGAAAGCCGUUGUUGAGAUCGAGAAAAAGGUGCUUUGGUGGUGGGCCACAGUGCCCUGUGCGUACGGCUAUGGAAGCUGUACUUAUAAUGACGUAUGCGAACAGUUCGUGGCUCCGUCUGACCUAUGGCCUGACUGUCCGAUACCAAGCAGCACGUACAAUGUACAGGGGGUGAUCGACAUCCCGUCCACUUGGAUUCCCUCUUGGCUCGUGGGUGGCGACUACCGGGCGCGAAUCAAGCUGUACAAAUACAGCCGUCAACUAGGCUGUAACGACUUAAACUUCCGUAUAUAAAAGGUCGAUCCGACAUGAUAUAUCCUGAAAAUGAUAACAGGCUAAAAUUCCUUAGUAGACCUGUGAUAAGAUCUUUCAACGUCACCAACGGCCAAUCGAUUCAAGAAAUGCAUCAAGGCACGACCUUUAGUCAAUGAAUGGUAUAGACGUACAUUAUCAAUACAUCUUGAUGAAUUGAUUUAAAAAUUAUUAUAAGACGCAUCUGCUCGCCCAUUAUAUUACAUAGCUUCUCCGCUUCUUCAUUUCUCUCAGUUUAAUUUGCCUGCGUUUUACCUCUUACUUUGCUUUUUAUUUAUCUUGUCAUCUCUGCCGCUGCUCCUCUAUUGUUCAAUACGCUUCCAUUAUUAUUAUUGCACUUUUGUAAUGUUUAUCACAUUUGUUUGUCCUUUUCUCUAAUUGUUUGUUUGUGUUGUCAAAAGAUGGAAAUAAAUGUUCUUGAAAUUGAAAACAAAAUAAAAUUGAAUGAUUAUGAAUAAAGUUUUAAUCAGCGCAUUGGUAGAGUAGAACUAUAAGGUUAACUUAUAUUUGUUUUAUGACAAUUUAGUCAAAAACAUGGUUUAAUUUACAUUUUGUUUUGUUGUAAAUACAUGUAUUCCAAUCAGGUGCCAAGAACAAUGACCACAACAAUUAUUAAAAAUCCCAUCUGAUGAUCUGAA